Molecule: messenger RNA, 1942 nt
Organism: Synchiropus splendidus (mandarinfish)
Lineage: Eukaryota; Metazoa; Chordata; Actinopteri; Syngnathiformes; Callionymidae
Product: sterol 26-hydroxylase, mitochondrial
Exons: 9
Coding region: 9-1556 (515 amino acids)
Biological process (GO): cholesterol metabolic process; cortisol metabolic process; C21-steroid hormone biosynthetic process
Cellular component (GO): mitochondrial inner membrane
Molecular function (GO): monooxygenase activity; iron ion binding; oxidoreductase activity, acting on paired donors, with incorporation or reduction of molecular oxygen
Source: RefSeq, a predicted model, not a curated record
GUUUGUCCAUGUCUUUCAUGGCCUCAGGAAUUUGCCAAGUUAUGAUGAAAAGAAGUGGAGGCUUGCUGCCUCUAUAUUCUUCCUCUGCAUCGCAGGUCAUCUCCAGGUGGACCCACACCACUUCCUCAUCUGGUGUCUCUGGAGUCGAGCCCCGGACGGUACAGGAUCUCCCCCGCUGCAGCUUCUUGACGCUGCUCUACAGAAUGUUCUUCAAAGGCUACUACAAAUGUUUCCACGAGCUGCAGAUCUACGAGACCAAGCUGUAUGGGCCGAUUUACAGAGACGGACUCAUGGCAGUGUGUCUGAGUACUCCACAGCUGGUGGAGGAACUCCUGAGGAAUGAGGAGAAAUACCCGAGCAGAGGUGACAUGUCCUUUUGGAAGGAGUAUCGUGACAUGAGAGGAUACGGCUACGGACCUUUCACAGAGGAAGGAGAGGAAUGGCACAACCUGAGGGUUUUGCUCAGUAAACAAAUAUUGCACCCGAAGGAUGCCGCCCAGUAUGGCUGCAUUAUUAACAAAGUCGUGUCGGACUUCGUCACGAGGAUCUGCUACCUCCGUCAACGCAGUCCGACAGGGGAUCUGGUGACCGACAUGGCCAAUGAACUCUAUGGCUUCUCCCUGGAGGGUAUCUCGGCCAUAUUGUUUGAGACCAGGAUCGGCUGCCUGGAGAGGGAAAUCCCACCAGGCACUCAAGAGUUCAUCAACUCCAUUGCGCAGAUGUUCUCCAACAGUCUGGCUGUGAUCAUGAUGCCCAAGUGGAGUCGCAGUCUGUUUCCCUUCUGGCAUCGCUACAUCGACGGCUGGGAAGGAAUCUUCAGCUUCGCUAAAAAGUUGAUUGACAAGAAGCUGGAGGCCAUUCGGCACAGCAUCGACAACAACCAGGACGUGCAGGGGGAAUAUCUGACAUACUUGCUGGCCAAGACUGACAUGAGCACCAAAGAUGUGUAUGGCAGCAUCGCAGAGCUUCUGCUGGCUGGAGUGGACACGACGUCCAACACGCUGAUGUGGACGAUGCACCUGCUGUCCAAGCACCCUGAGGUCCAGGAGCGCCUCUACCAAGAAGUGUCCUCAACAAUUCCUCCAGACAGCACACUGUCUGCCGAACAAGUGACCCGAAUGCCGUAUUUAAGGGCGGUUGUCAAGGAAGUGCUCAGGAUGUAUCCUGUGGUUACCAUGAAUGGAAGGACUCUUUAUGAGAAAGACGUGGUCGUCGGAGGAUAUUAUUUCCCAAAGAAGACUUCUUUCAAGCUCUGCCACUAUGCCAUCAGUCACGAUGAAGAAACCUUUCCAGAGCCAUUUGUCUUCAGACCAGAAAGAUGGCUCAGAACAGGAAAGGACCGACCGAACCCCUUCGGCUCCAUCCCAUUUGGUUUCGGGGUUCGGAGCUGUGUGGGCCGGAGAAUUGCAGAGCUUGAGAUGUACAUGGCUUUAAUUCAGUUGAUCAGGCUCUUCGAGAUCAAACCUGACCCCACGGUUGGGGAGGUGAAGUGUCUGGACCGCACCGUCCUGGUCGCAGACCGACCAGUGAACUUUCACUUUGUGGAGAGGAGAUGAACAAAGACUUUGACAUUGAACUGCAAGUGACGAAUGACUGUACUACAGAACACUUUUUACUAAAAUAUUUCAUUAUUUGUUAUACGUCAUCAAUAACUAGUGUCAGUUUUUUUGUAAUAUCACGCUUCCGAGUUAACACGGCAGACUAACCUCCAUACAACCGGGGUUCUCCUUCUUAAACGUCAACACGUAUUCACAUAUACACAUACGUCAUUACGUGACAUUUUUUAUCUUUUAAAAUGAGUUCAACUACAAUGUACCUUAUCCUUAUCUUCUGAAAAUUCACCUUCCACUUGACCUCUGUGUUCCAUACUAUUACUUGUAUUUUAUUCAUCAUAAAAAACACACAUCUCUUCAACUUGGUUUUCCUUUUAAAUAAAUGUAUU